AUGGCCCUCAAGUCUUCGAAGAAACACGAUAAGGAAAAGAAAGUGAAGAAAGAAAAAAAAGAAAAGAAGGAAGACAAAGGCUCAGCAGCCAAAGGCUCAGCAGCCACUGCCCCAGCAAACCGGCCGCCUGCUAUCCGCAGGCUGAACUUGAAGACCUCCCCGCGCAGUGCAAAGCGCAAGCCCCUGUCACAGCCAGCAGCCGACCCCAAGCCCGAGAAGGAAGAGCAGAAGACAGAAGAGCCCAAAGCCCCAAAGGCCCCCAAGGCUUCCAAGCAGGCCCCCGAACAGACCAAGGAGCCUCAGUCGACUGAGAACCGUGAGAAGGAGCAGAGUGCUCCCAAAAGGGCCAAGAAGGAAGUCCCGGAAGCUCCUGCCGUUUCCCCGAAGGACCACCCAACGGACAGCAAGAAGCAGGCUUCGGAAAGUGAGACGCCCGCGCCACGGAAGAACCUGCUGGAGCGGUUUGACACCCAGGACGCCGAAGUCAACGAGGAGUAUCUUGAGAAGCUCUUGCGGGAGAUGAGCGAGAGUCCUGGGCCGAUCAAUAAGAGCGACGACGAGGAGAGCUCCGGGGCCGAGUCGGAAGGAGAGGAUUCUGAGGCAUCCUCUCAAGGCGAAAGCUCCUCAGAAGAGUCUUCGAGCAGGGGCUGCGAGGAGCAGAGCGGCAACGAGAGCGACGACAAGGAGGCAAAGAGCCCCACGGCAUCUUCCUCUUCCGAUACGGAGGACGACGAGGAGGAAGAGGCAGCAGAUGGCAAUAGCACCAAGCAGUCCGCACUGGUGCCAGUAGCAAAGGCAGAAGAUGCGCAGCCAGGCACUUGCUUGGCUUUGGUAGCAGCGGGGGCUGAAAACGCAACCGCCGGCCAAGCCAACAGCACGACGAACAAGCGCGAGUGGGACGUGUUUACACGGGAGUGUCACAACCGGAAAAAGUUUCCGGUCGAGCUCGCGGACUACUAUGAGAAGUCAAAGACCGACAUGUUCAACUUGGUGAAAGUCACUGUGGAGCGCAUGCGAGAAAAGAAAACCACGGCAAGACAGGGAGCUCUUGCCAUGAAGAAGAGGGACAUCAUCAAGACCUACCCCGGCAGAGGAGAGGAGCUUUGCAAGAAGCUCCGGUCAUCAGGCCGGUUUUAUCGUGACGAGGAGUUCCCGAGCGACAGUGAAGAAAUUUUCUACUACGUGCGCCAGCCGAGGAAGGUGAAUGUGGAUGUGAUUGUUGGUGAGAAAGCAUCGAUGUCGGGCAGCAUGGCAGUGGAGGACAGUGCUGCAAUGGAGCAGAUGACCGGACAGGAUGGUGUAUUCGCUGCUGGUGCUUUGCCAGCAAUGAAGACGGACGGUGCAGCCGGAGGCAAAGCACUUGCCGAAGUGCUGGUUGAUGAAGCCAUCGAUAAGAAAAAAAGCAAAAAGAAAAAAACCGGUGAAACCACAGAGCCAGUCGAGCCGACCACCAUCAAGGACCAGGCUGAGGAGAUGGCAAAAGACAUGCUCAAGACGUCUGGGGAUGCUCGCAAGCUGUCUCUCAGUUUGCAGGGGCUUGAUAUGGCCGGGACGUUGUCAAAGGAUUUGGCAGCAUUCUCGAAAGAGUGCGAGAAAAUGUUCACAGAGGUGCAGAAAAGGCUGCGCAAAAAGAACCACAAGAAGAAGGACAAAAAGGCUUUCGCAGAGUUUGUGAAUGUUUCCAAAGAGAAGAUGGAUUGGUGGAAACAAGCCGAGGUAGCGGGCAAGGCUUUCACUUCCGCAGCCAACAGAAAGAAGAAGGCCAAAGCGAAGGCAUCGGGCGGCAAAGACGGACUGUUGCCGUUCACCUUUCAUUGUGACGGCGCAGAGUUCUAUAGCAACUCCGAGUUCAUGGUGUGGAGCUGCUCGUCCAUUUUCGCGACUGGAGAUGUUUGGGAUAUCAACCUCCCUUGUGUUAUCGUGCCCCACGAGUUCAUGGCUGACAUUGAUGCGGUUCGGGAGCAUGUCCAUCGCCACGUGGCUCAGCUCAUGGCUUGGUCUAUGGACUGCGCCAUGCAGGGCAAGGGCCCAGAAGUGGGAUUCCACGGCGAGAAGUUCGAGAAUGGUUCCCUUCGCCAGAAGUUGGCAGGUUUGUUGCCAGUUGCAGCAUCGCUUCAGGAAAGCUUGAGGAUUAGUUUCCGGAGGAAAUUCUUCACUCCUUCGAACACAGGCUUGGGAACCGCCGACUACCCGGAACUGUCCACCACCUGGAAGGCUGCGGAAAUCAAGAUUGUUGUCUGGUUCUUGACGACGAAAGCUGCGCAGUAUAAUGCCGACACGGACGACACAUGCAUGAUUUGGAGAUAG
Messenger RNA from Symbiodinium sp. CCMP2592, 2307 nucleotides. The record is from the annotation of a GenBank genome assembly. NCBI's taxonomy places the organism in Eukaryota, Dinophyceae, Suessiales, Symbiodiniaceae.